Messenger RNA from Effrenium voratum, 555 nucleotides. NCBI's taxonomy places the organism in Eukaryota, Dinophyceae, Suessiales, Symbiodiniaceae. The record is from the annotation of a GenBank genome assembly.
CACCUGCGAAGUUUUGACAUCCAGCGGGCGUGGCGCUCAUAGUUCGAACAUGUCCGCCAAGGACAAGGAGUUCAAGGCUCACCCAUUCCUCUUCGAGGACUCGUUCCAGGUCAAGACCGUGGACAACAGCCGCUUCGAGCGCGCGGGGCGCAUGGACUGCGAGUCCGUGAGCUUCGCCCACAACAACUUGGAGAUCGACAUCAACAACAUCAUCUACCCCGUGACUCCGGGGGAGCAGAUCUACGUGGCAAUCACCCAGAACGUGAGCCCCGCCGAUGAUCCUCGGACACUGAACACGGCCUACGACCAUGACCCGCGGCUGCUGGGCCGGUCUGUCAUGGACCAGUUCGACUACGUGAUGUUCGGCAAGGUCUACAAGAAGGAGCUGAAGAAGGACGACAACUUGGCGGUGGUGUGGGCCUCCUAUGGAGGUUUGCUGAUGAAGCUCCGGGCGGAGGCGCCGCAGCUCAAGGAUUUCCACCUCAACGACAGCGUAUACUUUAUGAUGCGCAAGGUGCAGGCGGAUGAACAAGACGUAUCAUAGUGCGCGUGUAG